This is a messenger RNA of [Torrubiella] hemipterigena, 1635 nucleotides long. The record is from the annotation of a GenBank genome assembly. NCBI's taxonomy places the organism in Eukaryota, Fungi, Ascomycota, Sordariomycetes, Hypocreales, Clavicipitaceae.
GCACGCCACGACCCCGUUGGAUGCUAAUUCUAUUGGAACUUUUCGUGGGUCUACAACCGAAUUCUGACUCUCUCGCCGAAACGAUAUGAGUCUUCACAAGCCAGCUCCUGCCCCUCCUGCAGGAGGAGCAAACGAUAAAAGGCGUUGCAGGGUCCUGCUCACGGAUUGAACCAGUCAAGCCCUUGCACCCUGUUGAACGGUCAAAUUCACCUGAAGCUAUGCCGCCUACGAAAGACCAGCGAACGUCAGCUCUGGUCCUGAAUGUCAACAUUCCUCAGGGUGUAACCUUUCAUCCUGGCGAGUUAAUUACCGGCAAUGUCUUGCGCCCCAGCUACAUCUCGUCGCCUAAUGCUACCGUCACCAUCAAGCUUCAAGGGCGCACCAAGGCCAAAGUAGAAAAGCACGAGUACAGGGGAGGCAAAAGGCUCCAUGUGGUCUACUAUCGGAGUCGCUUUCAAUUGUUUGAGGUAAACCCUAAUGAGACCGGCCGGACACUGCACCAAGGCCCGCUUCAUAUUGAGACGUACAAUGAUCUCAGUCGUGCGUGGAACUUUUCUAUUCAAAUACCAUUCUUCACGGGCCUGGACCUCAGCUCUCCUUAUAACUCCGAAUCUACAUAUGUCGACAUGUCACCGGAGGCAGUCGCCAAGCACCCACUGCCCCCGACGUUUCACCCGCUGCAUGUAAACGGCUUCGUGGAGUACUAUCUUGAAGCAACUCUGCACUAUGUCAACGACAAAGGUACCCCCCAGACAGACAAGUCUAUCCUUGUCGUACCUAUGGGCAUGGCGCGACUGCCGGCCCCCAUCUUUGACUGGAAGCCCAAGCUGGAGACGGAGUCUGCGCAGGCUGUCAGCUACUUCCUCGUGCCUGGAACGCAAAAGGAAAAGAUGGGCUUUCGACAAAAGACGAAGCAAUUUUUCCAGACGACAAGCGUCCCGACGCUCAAGUACAAGGUGGCUGUGAGCACUCCAUCUGUCAUACAGCUGAAUCACGCGGACUGCUUGCCGAUAUAUAUCAAGUUGACGAGUGACUUGGAGGGCUCAACCGAUGCCUUGCGCAAGCUACCGUUCAAGGCUGUGAUUACGCACAUGGAAAUCGUGGCCAAGCAUAAGACCGCUAUCAAAGGUGAAGGGAUGAAUUACAUUUCUGGCGAGGGCAAGAUUGAAGAGGACACUGAGCCCGUAGAGCUAGGACUUGAAAAGGUCUGGGCGACUCUCCGCGAACCUAUAGAGGUGCAAGUUGCGCCUACAGCUAGCUCUGUCAACCUUUCUGCCAAGUUGGAUCUGCGCCUGCGACAUGAUGGUCUAUACAUGGGCGCUACAAAGGUGUCUGACUUGAAACGCGACCUGGUGCCGAGCUUCAAGACGUACAAUAUUACACACGAAUACAUCUUCCACUACACUAUCAAGUGGAAGAUUGUCGACUGUGAGGAGGCGAUUACAUUCAAUACCGCUACUACAAUUUUGCCAGAGGCUAUGGCUGCUCAGCCUGUGGUCGUUCAACCAGUCCCAGUCCCAGUGGCUGAUGUCCAAGAAAAGGCGCCCAAAGUAGAGGAGGUGGUGGUUGCCGUGUAAAUUACAAAUAGCACUACUAGAGAUACCAUUGAAAGAAAUACUAAACGAAAAUUAAAUG